This is a messenger RNA of Nothobranchius furzeri (turquoise killifish), 1643 nucleotides long. RefSeq names its product LHFPL tetraspan subfamily member 6 (gene lhfpl6). Gene Ontology annotation, cellular component: membrane. Lineage: Eukaryota; Metazoa; Chordata; Actinopteri; Cyprinodontiformes; Nothobranchiidae. The record is from RefSeq and is a predicted model, not a curated record.
CUCCUCCCUCCCUCCCUGAGCAGGAAUGCUGAAACCCAGAGAGCGGUCGCUGAGCGCCGCGCUUCAGUCCGUCUCUGUACCGCGGAGGGGUAAAUCAUUGAUCACCGCCUUCUCUUACAAAUACUAAUGAGGAGGAAGUGAUCGGUGUGCAGAUAGUGCGGCCACUUUCCUGCAUCAGCCGCAAUCAUUCUCUCGUUUUAUCCCGACUGGAGAAAAGUUUGCGCUACCAGGAUCUGACGCAGCUGGAGUCCGCGGAUGGGAACAGCUUCUCAGCCUUAUCAUCGGACCCCACGUCUCCAGACAUGGAUCCAGAGUCACUGCGAAGGUGAAGAUUGCAAGUGUUAAAUGCUCACGCCGAGCCUUCCAGCAACACAGCGACUGCUCAUUUAACUGCUGUCCCUUCAGUGACUGAGUGAACCAUUUGUAGACUGUUUACAAUGGCGUCUAGUCUGACAUGCACGGGUGUUAUCUGGGCCCUGCUGUCACUGCUGUGCGCUGCUGCUUCCUGCGUCGGGUUCUUCAUGCCCUACUGGCUGCUGGGAACUCAGAUGGACAAGCCCGUGUCCUUUGGCACCUUCCGACGCUGCUCCUACCCAGUGAGAGACGAGGAGAAGCAGAUCACAGUGAUGCUCGAGCAAUGUGGGCGCUACGCCUCCUUCAGCGGCAUCCCCAGCCUGGAGUGGAGGAUUUGCACAGUGGUGACGGGCGUCGGAUGUGGCCUCCUCCUGCUGGUGGCGCUCACGGGUCUCAUGGGCUGCUGCAUCUCCGACCUCAUCUCGCGUACGAUUGGCCGUGUGGCCGGCGGCAUCCAGUUUGUUGGAGGUCUGCUCAUCGGGUCUGGCUGUGCACUCUAUCCACUGGGAUGGGACAGUGAGGAGGUCAAACAGACCUGCAGCAACAGCUCAGACCAGUUUAAACUGGGCUCCUGUCAGAUUGGCUGGGCGUACUACUGCACGGGAGCCGGCGCAGCCGCCGCCAUGCUGCUGUGCACUUGGCUCUCUUGUUUCGCUGGAAAGAAGCAGAAGCAUUACCCGUACUGAUCAGAGUAUUGGUGAGACGGGGACACACGGAGACCUCAGGCGGUACGACAAAAAGGGAGAGGACUCCGUGGACCACUACAGCACAUCGAGCACCAAAGACGCCAAGUCAUUACGGUGCUCUGCACAUCUUGGGAUACUUCUCAUCUGACAACUGCAGGGACUGUUACAUAAUGCAGCACACGUAUGAUGCUCUUAAAUGAAAAUGUAUGGACCAAUCCUGUUUGUAAAAUUGGUACACCCCCCUUUUCCAAAAGAGUGUUUUUUUGUCUUCUAUAGUUAUUGAUGUUUAUGUGAUAGUGCGGCGUGUGAUGAGCAGAAAAUCCCUUCAAUGUUACCCCCAAGUGUUUCCAUUUCCUCCUGGUAUUCUUGCCUUAAACCUGAAAAUGCAAUAAUCCCUGAAACAGGAAGCAGCCCCAUGUCGGCUGCCUUCCCUCUCACCUCGGACUUCUCACAUCCCACAGAUUAUAGCAGUUUAUUUAACACAUCCAAAAGAUAUACAAAGUAUACGUUAAUGUAUUCUAUCAUGUUAUCACGUGUUUUGUAUUGGCUCGCAGAUUAUUCUUCGUCAUGCUUUUUGUUUUUGUAAAUAAAUGUUUAAUGAAA